UCUCCUUGCCCUGUAACCGGAAGUGUGUAGACCCCAUUCGGUCUCUUACACGACCAACAUGGCGGAACAGACGGAAAGGUCAUUCCAGAAACAAGGAAAUGUGUUCUUGAACAAGAAGCAGAGUGUUCUGUCAGGCAAAGGCAAAAAGAACCUGCGAUAUGUCAAGUCUAUUGGUCUAGGCUUCAAAACACCCCGAGAGGCUUAUGACGCUUCCUACAUUGACAAGAAAUGCCCUUUCACUGGCAAUGUGAGCAUCCGAGGACGAAUCCUUACCGGAGUGGUCAUGAAGUUGAAGAUGCAGAGGACCAUCGUAAUCCGAAGGGAUUAUCUCCACUACGUCAAGAAGUACAACAGAUUUGAGAAGCGACACAAGAACAUGUCUGUUCAUAUCAGUCCAUGUUUCAGGGACGUUGCCCCAGGAGACGUGGUGACAGUAGGAGAGUGCCGACCCCUCAGUAAGACUGUGCGUUACAAUGUCCUCAAGGUCACCAAGGGCGCCGGUUCAAAGAAGGGCUUCUCCAAAUUCUAAAUGUACUGGAAAUAAAUAAAAAAAAAUGUAACAAAACCAAAAA
This is a messenger RNA of Mizuhopecten yessoensis (Yesso scallop), 572 nucleotides long. RefSeq names its product 40S ribosomal protein S11-like. NCBI's taxonomy places the organism in Eukaryota, Metazoa, Mollusca, Bivalvia, Pectinida, Pectinidae. The transcript has 4 exons. Gene Ontology annotation, molecular function: structural constituent of ribosome. The coding region runs from base 59 to 529 and encodes 156 amino acids. Gene Ontology annotation, cellular component: ribosome; cytosolic small ribosomal subunit. The record is from RefSeq and is a predicted model, not a curated record. Gene Ontology annotation, biological process: translation.